Molecule: messenger RNA, 5855 nt
Organism: Hemicordylus capensis (graceful crag lizard)
Lineage: Eukaryota; Metazoa; Chordata; Lepidosauria; Squamata; Cordylidae
Product: zinc finger protein 585A-like
Exons: 8
Coding region: 878-5035 (1385 amino acids)
Biological process (GO): regulation of transcription by RNA polymerase II
Molecular function (GO): DNA-binding transcription factor activity; RNA polymerase II cis-regulatory region sequence-specific DNA binding
Source: RefSeq, a predicted model, not a curated record
GGAGUGACGUCACGCAGCUGCCCUAUUUUCAGCCAUGCCCAUGGAACCCGCCAAGGAUUGUCUCGCGGCGCCCUCUCGACUCCGCCCCGCCCCCGCUUCUCUCCCCUGCCUGAGAAGAUCCCGCUUCAGUGACUCCUCCCCUCGGCCUGGAGGACCGCUGGGCAAGGGAAGAGAGUCGCGCUUCCUAGAGAGCCAGCUGAGUCGCAAGGCUGGCUCUGAAAGCAGGAGCUUCCCGUCCCGUCUGGCUUUUCUAAUUCUCGCCAGCAGCAGCAGCAGCAGCUUCUUGGGAGAAGAAUCCGGUGAGUGCCAAGAAGUGAAAAUCUGAGGUGCGACAAGGGACCCCUCCCCUGCCGGGACCCGACAGGGAAGGAAGUGGCAGGCAGAGGAGGAGGCUUCGGGAGGAGAGAGGUCCAUCAGUGGGAGGGGCGGCCGCUCAGGGGCAGCAGUCUGGCAGAGCUCACUCCUGCUUCAGUCCCUGGCUGGCAGCCUCUCCAUGUCGCAGCCGGCCUAGGAAAGGUGACUCAUCGGCUGCUGGACCGAGAGAGAGGGUGGCUCCGUCGAAGGAGUUCUCUAGCCAGGCUUCCCUCUGGGAUCAGGUCAGAGAGAUCUUUCUCCUGGUGGCAAGAAGAGCUGAGGAAACUGGGGCUGUAUCUCCGUGGUCAAGCAUCUGCUUGCAGACAGAAGGUGCCAGGUCAACCCUAGCAGAGAAGAAGCUUAGCCUAGCUCUGAACCUGGGAGGAAUUAGCCUGGAAUUCUGGUGCGUUGUGUGACUAAGAGGUGGAUUUAUCACAUUCUUCGUGCCCUGGGCAGCAAAGUAGCAUUAGAGGAAGAAGAGCUUUUGGAUGUGUUGGGAGCUUAAGCUGAGCUUAGAGAGACCAUGGAUGUGCCAAGCCCAGCAAAGAGUGGAUCAGGGAAGGGAACAGAAAAAGGCCCUCCAGCCAUCCAGUCUGGCAAUGAUAAGGGAUUCUGGGAAAGAACUGUGCAGAAGAUCCUGGGAGGAGACACCACCAGCUCAGAUGUCCAGGUCAGGAGAUUCAGAGAGUUCAUCUACCAGGAGGUUGAAGGGCCCCGAGAGGUUUGCAGCCAACUCCACCACCUUUGCCAGCAGUGGCUGGAGCCAGAGAGACACACGAAAGCUCAGAUGCUGGACCUGGUGAUCCUGGAGCAGUUCCUGACCAUCCUGCCCCCAGAGAUGGAGAGCUGGGUGAGAGAAUGUGGAGCGGAGACCAGUUCGCAGGCGGUGGCCCUGGCAGAAGGUUUCCUCCUGAGCCAGGCAGAGGAGAAGAAGCAGGAAGAGCAGCAGACAGAUGGGAUGUUAGCCCAAGCAGCUCCUGAGCUCCCAGAUUCCAAGACAGCUCAGUUGGUGACCCGGCAGAAGCUGCUGCUCAGAAGGAUCGGGCAGGAGAGUGACGGAGGCCACAUUGCGCUGGGCAGUGAAAUGAUGCUGGCGACUCCUCCGGGACCUUCUCCUCUUGGUGGUGGAGUGGAAACUGUGGCUGUGCACUCACCGGAUCAGGAGUCUGUGGUCUUGGAGGAGGUGGCUGUGUGUUUCUGCGAGGAGGAGGUGGCUCUGCUGGAUCCAGGCCAAAGGGCUCUGCACAGGGAAGUCCUGGAGGAGAUUUCUGGGCAUCUGGCCUUUGUGGGUGAUUGGAGGGAGGGAGAGAAACCGGCCGAUGGAGCGAGAAGGAGAACCGAAGGGAGUCAGAAGAGGAGGCAGACUAGUCCUUCUGAAGGGCCAGACAUGCAUUCCAUCCCAAUCCCAGGAGAAUGCCACAAGGGAAGCAGCAGGAAUAAGAUCCCUCUGUAUGUAGAAUCCUUGACUAGUCAGCCACAUCUGAGCAGACAUCUGAGAAUCCACACAGGAGAGAAACAACAUCCCUGCUCAGAGUGUGGAAAGAACUUCAGUCUUAAGGAUAUACUAACUUACCAUCAAAGAAUCCACACAGGAGAGAAACCGCAUACCUGUUCAGACUGUGGAAAGAGGUUCUCUCAGCGUGGCAAGCUUACUUCUCAUCAAAGAGUCCACACAGGAGAGAAGCCACAUACCUGCUCAUACUGUGGAAAGAGCUUCAUUCGGGGUGACAAGCUUACUGUCCAUCAAAGAGUCCACACAGGAGAGAAACCCUAUACCUGCUCAGAGUGUGGAAAGAGCUUCAUUAAUAAGUCAGUCCUUACUGUCCAUCAAAGAGUCCACACAGGAGAGAAACCGCAUACCUGCUCAGACUGUGGAAAGAGCUUCACUCGGGGUGACAAUCUUACUGUCCAUCAAAGAGUCCACACAGGAGAGAAACCCUAUACCUUCUCAGAGUGUGGAAAGAGCUUCAAUGAUAAGUCAGGCCUUACUGUCCAUCAAAGAAUCCACACAGGAGAGAAACCCUAUACCUGCUCAGACUGUGGAAAGAGCUUCUCUCAGCGUGGCAAGCUUACUUCUCAUCAAAGAGUCCACACAGGAGAGAAAACGCAUACCUGCUCAGAGUGUGGAAAGAGCUUCACUCAGGGUGACAAUCUUACUUCUCAUCAAAGAGUCCACACAGGAGAGAAACCCUAUACCUGCUCAGAGUGUGGAAAGAGCUUCAUUAAUAAGUCGGUCCUUACUGUCCAUCAAAGAGUCCACACAGGAGAGAAACCGCAUACCUGCUCAGACUGUGGAAGGAGCUUCACUCGGGGUGACAAGCUUACUGUCCAUCAAAGAGUCCACACAGGAGAGAAACCGCAUACCUGCUCAGAGUGUGGAAAGAGCUUCACUCAGGGUGACAAUCUUACUUCUCAUCAAAGAGUCCACACAGGAGAGAAACCCUAUACCUGCUCAGGGUGUGGAAAGAGCUUCAAGGAUAAGUCAGUCCUUACUGUCCAUCAAAGAGUCCACACAGGAGAGAAACCGCAUACCUGCUCAGACUGUGGAAAGAGCUUCACUCGGGGUGACAAGCUUACUGUCCAUCAAAGAGUCCACACAGGAGAGAAACCACAUACCUGCUCAGAGUGUGGAAAGAGCUUCACUCAGGGUGAGAAGCUUACUUCUCAUCAAAGAGUCCACACAGGAGAGAAACCACAUACCUGCUCAGACUGUGGAAAGAGCUUCACUCGGGGUGACAAGCUUACUGUCCAUCAAAGAGUCCACACAGGAGAGAAACCCUAUACCUGCUCAGAGUGUGGAAAGAGCUUCAUUAAUAAGUCAGUCCUUACUGUCCAUCAAACCGUCCACACAGGAGAGAAACCGCAUACCUGCUCAGACUGUGGAAAGAGCUUCACUCGGAGAGACAAUCUUACUGUCCAUCAAAGAGUCCACACAGGAGAGAAACCCUAUACCUGCUCAGAGUGUGGAAAGAGCUUCAAUGAUAAGUCAGGCCUUACUGUCCAUCAAAGAAUCCACACAGGAGAGAAACCCUAUACCUGCUCAGACUGUGGAAAGAGCUUCUCUCAGCGUGGCAAGCUUACUUCUCAUCAAAGAGUCCACACAGGAGAGAAACCGCACACCUGCUCAGAGUGUGGAAAGAGCUUCACUCAGGGUGACAAUCUUACUUCUCAUCAAAGAGUCCACACAGGAGAGAAACCACAUACCUGCUCAGGGUGUGGAAAGAGCUUCAAGGAUAAGUCAGGACUUACUUAUCAUCAAAGAGUCCACACAGGAGAGAAACCCUAUACCUGCUCAGAGUGUGGAAAGAGCUUCAUUAAUAAGUCAGUCCUUACUGUCCAUCAAAGAGUCCACACAGGAGAGAAACCGCAUACCUGCUCAGACUGUGGAAAGAGCUUCACUCGGGGAGACAAUCUUACUGUCCAUCAAAGAGUCCACACAGGAGAGAAACCCUAUACCUGCUCAGUGUGUGGAAAGAGCUUCAAUGAUAAGUCAGGCCUUACUGUCCAUCAAAGAAUCCACACAGGAGAGAAACCCUAUACCUGCUCACACUGUGGAAAGAGCUUCUUUCAGCGUGGCAAGCUUAGUUCUCAUCAAAGAGUCCACACAGGAGAGAAACUGCAUACCUGCUCAGAGUGUGGAAAGAGCUUCAUUAAUAAAUACAGACUUACUGUCCAUCAGAGAGUCCACACAGGAGAGAAACCACAUACCUGCUCAGAAUGUGGAAAGAGCUUCAUUAAUAAGUCAGGCCUUACUGUCCAUCAAAGAGUCCACACCGGAGAUAAACCGUAUACCUGCUCAGACUGUGGAAAGAGAUUCAUUCGGGGUGACCAGCUUACUUCUCAUCAAAGAGUCCACACAGGAGAUAAACCGCAUACCUGCUCAGACUGUGGAAAGAGCUUCAAGGAUAAGUCAGGACUUACUUCUCAUCAAAGAGUCCACACAGGAGAGAAACCAUAUACCUGCUCAGAGUGUGGAAGGAGCUUCAUUAAUAAGUCAGGCCUUACUAUCCAUCAAAGAGUCCACACCGGAGAGAAACCGCAUACCUGCUCAGAGUGUGGAAAGAGCUUCACUCGGGUUGACCAGCUUUCUUCUCAUCAAAGAGUCCACACAGGAGAGAAACCGCAUACCUGCUUAGACUGUGGAAAGAGCUUCAAGGAUAAGUCAGGACUUACUUCUCAUCAAAGAGUCCACACAGGAGAGAAACCCUAUACCUGCUCCGAGUGUGGAAAGAGCUUCAUUAAUAAGUCAGUCCUUACUGUCCAUCAAAGAGUCCACACAGGAGAGAAACCAUACACCUGCUUAGAGUGUGGAAAAAGCUUCAGUGCUAAGGCAGUACUUACUUCUCAUCAAAGAGUCCACACAGGAGAGAAACCGCAUACCUGCUCAGACUGUGGAAAGAGCUUCAAGGAUAAGUCAGGACUUACUUCUCAUCAAAGAGUCCACACAGGAGAGAAACCCUAUACCUGCUCCGAGUGUGGAAAGAGCUUCAUUAAUAAGUCAGGCCUUACUGUCCAUCAAAGAGUCCACACAGGAGAGAAACCCUAUACCUGCUCAGAGUGUGGAAAGAGCUUCAAGGAUAAAUCAGGACUUACUUUCCAUCAGCGAGUCCAUAUAGGAAAGAAACCACAUACCUGGUCAGAGUGUGGAAAGUGGUUCAGUCACACGUCAUAUUCACCCUAGUUGACUUCCCACAGAGACAGCUAGUUACCAAUCUACACAUGAACCUGUCCUCUUAUCCCAUGAGUGCUAAAUUUUCUCAAGAGUCUUUGAUGAGGAACUUUUUUCGAAAGCUUUUUGGAAGUCCAGGUAUACUAUGUCAACUGGAUCACCUUUAUCACCUGUUGACACUCUGAAAGAACUUUGCAAAGUUUGGUGAGGCAAGAUUUACCUUUGCAGAAGCUCUGCUGGGUCUCCCUCAGCAGGGCCUGUUCUUCUGUACGCUCAACCAUUUGAUCCUUGAGAAUGCUUGUAGCGACCAGGCUCCCCAACCCCAAUAGAGCUAACAGGAAGUGAACCCCUGGCCUUGACUGACAGGCUGGCGACCCCCAGGGCUGACCAAUCAAUCCACCAGGUGGGUGGGACAUGAGGGCUGCUGCUGGGAAUGCUGGGAAGAAGAAGGAGAAAGUGGGAGAGGAGAGUGAGGAGGUGCAGGAAAUCCAGCAUGGAAUUUGCUCACCUGCAUGGUGACUCUACAGAUCCUUGAAAGACAGGAUUGCAGGAGAUUUGAUCUCAUCAGGAUCUUUGGUGGGUUUUCAAAAGAGAAUGGGCUUUGGAAUCUGGCAUAGGGAAAAGUAUGCUUAGAAAGACCUUGAGUCAGGAGUUAUUUUGCUUUCUGUGUGUGCUUUGCAUUCCUAAAUAUCUGUUCUUUGUAACUGAGUAACUAAGAUUUCAAUGUGUGCCGUUUAAGAAAGAUCUGGGUGUUUUGGAACAUUGUUGUAACCAACCAAAGCAUUUUUUUAAGUGCACCAGUCUGUAGUACUGAAUAAACUGUGUUCUUGUU